AUGGUGAACUCGAGCCGCGUGCAGCCGCAGCAGCCCGGGGACGCGAGGCGGUCGCCGGCCCCUCGAGCGCCGGGCCCCGGGCGGCUGAUGGCGGGCGGCGCGACUGCCGGCGCCGGCCUCGCUGCCCCGGGCGGCCUCCGCGAGCAGAGGGGCCUGGAGAUCGAGAUGGAGCGCAUCCGGCAGGCGGCCGCGCGGGACCCCCCGGCCGGAGCCUCGGCCUCCCCAUCUCCUCCGCUCUCGUCGUGCUCGCGGCAGGCGUGGAGCCGCGACAACCCGGGCUUCGAGGCCGAGGAGGAAGAGGAGGAAGAGGAGGUGGAGGGAGAAGAAGGGGGAAUGGUGGUGGAGAUGGACGUAGAGUGGCGCCCCGGCAGCAGGAGGUCGGCCUCCUCCUCGGCCGUGAGCUCCGCGGGCGCCCGGGGCCGGGGGCUGGGGGGCUACCACGGUGCGGGCCAUCCGAGCGGGAGGCGGCGUCAGCGAGAGGACCAGGGCCCGCCGAGUCCCAGCCCCGCCGGCGGCGGGGACCCGCUGCAUCGCCACCUCCCCCUGGACGGGCAGCAUCCCCGAGUGGCCUGGGCCGAGAGACUCGUUCGCGGGCUGCGAGGUCUCUGGGGAACAAGACUCAUGGAGGAAAGCAGCACUGACCGAGAGAAGUACCUUAAAAGUGUUUUACGGGAACUGGCCACAUACCUCCUUUUUCUCAUAGUCUUAUGCAUCUUGACCUAUGGGAUGAUGAGCUCCAGUGUGUACUACUACACCCGGAUCAUGUCACAACUCUUCCUGGACACCCCAGUGUCCAAAAUGGAGAAAACUAACUUUAAAACUCUUUCUUCAAUGGAAGACUUCUGGAAGUUCACAGAAGGCGCCUUGUUGGAUGGGCUCUACUGGAAGACGCAGCCCAGCAACAGAACAGAAGCCGACAACCGAAGCUUCAUCUACUAUGAGAACCUCCUGUUAGGGGUACCACGUAUACGGCAGCUCAGAGUCAGAAAUGGAUCCUGUUCCAUCCCCCUGGACUUGAGAGAUGAGAUUAAAGAGUGCUAUGAUGUCUACUCCGUCAGCAGUGAAGACCGGGCUCCAUUUGGUCCUAGAAAUGGAACUGCUUGGAUCUACACAAGUGAAAAAGACUUGAAUGGGAGUAGCCACUGGGGAAUGAUUGCAACUUAUAGUGGAGCUGGUUAUUACCUGGAUUUGUCAAGAACGAGAGAGGAAACAGCCGCUCAGGUUGCUAACCUCAAGAAAAAUGUCUGGCUGGACCGAGGAACCAGGGCAAUUUUUAUUGACUUUUCAGUGUACAACGCCAAUGUUAACCUAUUCUGCGUGAUCAGGUUACUGAUCGAAUUCCCAGCAACAGGAGGUGUGAUCCCAUCUUGGCAAUUUCAGCCUGUAAAGCUGAUCCGCUAUGUUACAACUUUUGAUUUCUUCCUGGCAGCCUGUGAGAUUAUCUUUUGUUUCUUUAUCCUUUACUAUGUGGUGGAAGAGAUAUUGGAAAUUCGCAUUCACAAGCUACACUAUUUCAGGAGUUUCUGGAAUUGUCUGGAUGUUGUGAUCAUCGUGCUGUCAGUGGUCGCUAUAGGAAUUAACAUAUACAGAACAUCAAAUGUGGAAGUUCUGCUACAGUUUCUAGAAGAUCAAAAUACUUUCCCCAACUUUGAGAAUCUGGCAUACUGGCAAACACAGUUCAACAACAUAGCUGCUGUCAUAGUGUUUUUUGUCUGGAUUAAGCUCUUCAAAUUUAUCAGCUUUAACAGGACCAUGAGUCAGCUCUCUACAACCAUGUCUCGAUGUGCCAAAGACCUCUUUGGCUUUGCAAUGAUGUUCUUCAUUAUUUUCUUAGCAUAUGCUCAGUUGGCAUACCUUGUCUUCGGCACUCAAGUUGAUGACUUCAGUACUUUCCAAGAGUGUAUCUUCACUCAAUUCCGUAUCAUUUUGGGUGAUAUCAACUUCGCAGAGAUUGAGGAAGCUAAUCGAGUUUUGGGACCAAUUUAUUUCACUACAUUUGUGUUCUUUAUGUUCUUCAUUCUUUUGAAUAUGUUUUUGGCCAUCAUCAAUGAUACUUACUCUGAAGUUAAAUCUGAUUUGGCCCAGCAGAAAGCUGAGAUGGAACUCUCGGAUCUUAUCAGAAAGGGUUACCAUAAAGCCUUGAUCAAACUAAAACUGAAGAAAAAUACUGUGGAUGACAUUUCAGAGAGUCUGCGGCAAGGGGGAGGCAAGUUAAACUUUGAUGAACUUCGGCAAGAUCUCAAAGGGAAAGGCCAUACUGAUGCAGAGAUUGAGGCAAUAUUCACAAAAUAUGACCAGGAUGGAGACCAGGAACUGACUGAACAUGAGCACCAGCAGAUGCGAGACGACUUGGAGAAAGAGAGGGAGGACCUGGACUUGGAUCACAGCUCUUCACCACGUCCCAUGAGCAGCCGGAGUUUCCCUCGAAGCCUGGAUGACUCUGAAGAGGAGGAUGAUGACGACAGUGGGCAUAGCUCCAGAAGGAGGGGCAGCAUCUCCAGUGGGGUUUCUUACGAAGAGUUUCAAGUCCUAGUGAGACGAGUGGACCGAAUGGAGCACUCCAUCGGCAGCAUCGUGUCCAAGAUUGAUGCUGUGAUAGUGAAGCUUGAGAUCAUGGAGCGGGCCAAACUGAAGAGAAGGGAGGUGCUGGGAAGGCUGCUGGAUGGAGUGGCUGAGGAUGAAAGGCUGGGUCGUGACAGUGAAAUCCACAGGGAACAGAUGGAACGGCUUGUGCGAGAAGAGUUGGAACGUUGGGAAUCUGAUGAUGCAGCUUCCCAAAUAAGUCAUGGUUUAGGCACACCCUUAGGACUAAAUGGUCAGCCACGCCCCAGGAGCUCUCGCCCUUCUUCCUCCCAGUCUACAGAGGGAAUGGAAGGUGGAGGUGGAAACGGGAGUGCCAAUAUUCAUGUGUAGGACAUGUGUUCUUAAUAGGUGAGAAGG
Budorcas taxicolor (takin) is the source of this 2940-nucleotide messenger RNA. RefSeq names its product polycystin 2, transient receptor potential cation channel (gene PKD2). The transcript is spliced from 15 exons. The coding region runs from base 1 to 2913 and encodes 970 amino acids. Gene Ontology annotation, molecular function: signaling receptor binding; voltage-gated calcium channel activity; potassium channel activity. The record is from RefSeq and is a predicted model, not a curated record. Gene Ontology annotation, cellular component: membrane. Gene Ontology annotation, biological process: release of sequestered calcium ion into cytosol; potassium ion transmembrane transport; detection of mechanical stimulus. Lineage: Eukaryota; Metazoa; Chordata; Mammalia; Artiodactyla; Bovidae.